Molecule: messenger RNA, 339 nt
Organism: Trypanosoma rangeli
Lineage: Eukaryota; Euglenozoa; Kinetoplastea; Trypanosomatida; Trypanosomatidae
Exons: 1
Coding region: 1-339 (112 amino acids)
Source: RefSeq, a predicted model, not a curated record
AUGACAGCGACAUUGCAUCAGGCACUUCAGUGGAAGGGUGCAGUGCGCAUCACGUAUGUGGAAAGCCGGAGAAGAGACAGCCCGGAGAAGACAACAUGGCGGACCGUCGCCUACACGCGAAGUCGACAACGGCGGCUGAGUGACAGGGCAUCGCUCGAAUACGAUGCCCAUAGGCUCACACAGAUAGACCCGCGACAGCACACUGACACAUGCCGUGGGUGGACUACCCGGCAGAGCUGCGCCGAAACCUCCCUCGCGGCGGCCCACACUGGGGACGGCACAAAUUCUUGCGUCUCCUGCUGCACCCGCAAUCCCCCAAUGCCUUCUCGGACACGAUAA